Zingiber officinale is the source of this 310-nucleotide messenger RNA. Its product is annotated as plasma membrane ATPase-like. Gene Ontology annotation, cellular component: plasma membrane. The transcript is spliced from 2 exons. Gene Ontology annotation, biological process: proton transmembrane transport; regulation of intracellular pH. The coding region runs from base 1 to 309 and encodes 102 amino acids. The record is from RefSeq and is a predicted model, not a curated record. Gene Ontology annotation, molecular function: P-type proton-exporting transporter activity. NCBI's taxonomy places the organism in Eukaryota, Viridiplantae, Streptophyta, Magnoliopsida, Zingiberales, Zingiberaceae.
AUGUGGAACCCCCUUUCAUGGGUGAUGGAAAUGGCUUCCAUCAUGGCCAUUGCCUUGGCCAUCGGCAGUGGAAAACCCCCAGACUGGCAAGACUUUGUCGGUAUUGUAGUGCUGCUCGUGAUAAACUCCACCAUCAGUUUCAUUGAAGAAAACAAUGCUGACAAUGCUGUUGCUGUGCUGCAGCUCUUAUGGCUGGCCUGGCUCCAAAAACGAAGGUGCUCAGAGAGUCAGAGUGGUAAGAUUGUAUUUGUUUUGCCCUUUUUUGAAAGAGUGUGUUUUGAAGGACCCUUAGAAUUUGUGAGACAUUGAG